AAUGAAUAAGUUGAUGAGUAACGAAGUCACGAGUGACGAAGCCACGAACAGACGAGCGGAAGUAGGAAUGACGGAAGUAGAAAGUGAAAACAAGAUUUCGCCAUUAAACUAGAUCUAGAUUUAGAUCUUCUAAAACAGAUCAUUUCCUACUUUCACUUUUCAAUGUUUACGUUUUGUUUCUGUGCGUUCCAGCAGUAACCGCGUGCCUUUUUCUGUGGUCUUGUUUUAACAGUCAUUUGAGGAUGUGCAGACAUGGAUUCAGACGAUUACGCACACAGAAGCUGGCUGUUCUCAAAGUUUUUUUCUGUAUUCUUGUGUUAUGUUACUUGCUGUGGACUUAUUGGCGCAAUGUUGUUCUCUUCGUUCGCUUUGUUAGCCAGCCUGAGUACAGGGAAUGUGUUCAUCGCCGAAGAAAUUAUGAACUUGAGGGACGUACAGAUCCCCUUUAUGUGACCCUUGCAAUCCAUGGACGUUUAGGAAACUGGAUGUAUGGCUAUGCUUCUCUCAUAGGAAUAGCCAGAGCAAAUGGAUACACACCUUACCUUAGUCCAUCUCACCCUCUGAAUACGUACUUUGUGCUGUCGAACAAACGAGACGAACCUGCAGAGUGCUUAAGAGUGGUGUAUGAUGACAGACCUUGUGCCUAUAAUCCAGAAUUUAUGAAUUUGCCAAAUGGAAAUGUUUCAAUUGAGGGAUAUAUACAGUCAUGGAAAUAUUUCAAGCUGGUUGAGCAUGAAGUGCGGAAAGAGUUUCAAUUGUCGGGAGAUUUCAAGACUCGGGUGUUGAAGCAAUUCUCAAAACUUGUUGAAGUUUAUAUCAGGGAGGGACGUACCAUUAUAAGCAUUCAUGUGAGGAGAGGGGAUGUAUUAAAGCCAGAGGCCCGAAAGUUAGGAUUUUGUCACGCCCCCAAAUCGUAUUUUGAUAAGGCCAUGAAACACAUGUUAGAUAAAUUUCCCCACUCUGCGUUUCUAGUGAUGUCUGAUGAUAUUCCUUGGUGCCAAGAGAAUCUGAAUCCCCCGAAAGUGGAAGGAAAGCCUGUCCCAAUUGUCUUUUCUCCUGGGUAUUCAAUGGGAACUGAUUUUGGAAUGUUAACAGUUUGUAACCAUUCUAUAGUUUCUGUGGGCACGUUUGGGUGGUGGGGUGCUUGGUUAGCAAAUGGGCAUGUUGUUUAUUACAAAGACUUUCCUUUGCCUGGAACCAAAAUUGAUUAUGAGACUGUGAAAGAGGACUUUUUUCCUGAACACUGGGUUGCUAUUUCUAGCUGUGUUACGGUUACAAUAUCACAUUCCUUGAUGUGCCUACUUCUUGUUUUUGCAUUCAGAUGUUGUUGAUGUUUUAAAGUACAGUCAAACCUCAUUUUACCGUCCCCAGUUAUACCGGCAGCAUGGUUUAACGCCAAGGUUUGCCUAUGUAUGGAAAGAAAAACCUACCGAAUAUAAACAGUAUUUGGGCCUUUACACUGUCAUCUGCCAGUUGUCUGAGUUGAACAGUCCCUAUUAAGCUAAUGUAAAUUUACACCCGUUAUAUUGCCAGCGAAUUGGGCUUUAGAGGUACACAUGGCACACGAUACUCACUUGGUGGCUGCUUGAUUUUCUCUUUCCCCACAAACAUCUCUGCGAGUUUGGCCUAUUUCUAGCAUCAUUUUGUCGCUGAUUUUCUCCGGAUUUGCGAUGAUUAUGAAAAUGCUAUUAUUUAUAGGUUUUGACUAAUAUUUUUUUAAAAUAUUGGAAUUAAAUUUUAAUUGUAAAAUCCCCUCGAGAAAUUUCAAAGGAACUGCCACCUCUGCAAAAAUAUUGGCUUCCCCAAAUAUAAGUCGGAUGAACAAAAGGCUGAUGGCGGCUCGUGAACCUUGUGAGGAUUCAGAGCACGAAGUGAAAGGUCUCAGGCAGCCCAGUCCAAGGACGGACAACUAUUGGGUUAAAAACAUGUACGUCUGCGAGGUCUUUGACACAUGACAUAGCCUAGCUUCUGAUCCGGUUGAAAUUUUCAAUUUGAAUUUACGUAAAGUUCAGCUGGAGCUGUACAUGUAAUUGGUUGCUACUUUUUUUUCCCUGUCCAUGGCAAUCGCGCACAGCUGGUCUAGAUGAAUCAAGACUGACCGCAAUUUGUCUCUAGUCUCUACCACUAGUCAAGCUGGCAAUUGGUGCUAUCCCAUUAUACUGCCAGCCCGGCUUUACCGCCAACUUCAUGCUCUUCCCAAGGUAGGCGGUAUAAUGACGCUUUACUUUGACUGUAAGGUAAAGACUUUUAAUUAGAGAGCUGGAUAAAAUCAAACGUGUCUCAAUUUGUGCAAUAGGGAACAACAAUCUACUCUUUGGCGGAGUGUCUGUGUUUGUAUAUAUUUUAUGUGUGUAUGUGUGAAUGUGUGUGUGCGCGUGUGAGAGAGGGAGAGAGGGAGAGAGAGAGAGAGAG
Aplysia californica (California sea hare) is the source of this 2412-nucleotide messenger RNA. RefSeq names its product galactoside alpha-(1,2)-fucosyltransferase 2. Gene Ontology annotation, cellular component: membrane. Lineage: Eukaryota; Metazoa; Mollusca; Gastropoda; Aplysiida; Aplysiidae. Gene Ontology annotation, biological process: carbohydrate metabolic process. The record is from RefSeq and is a predicted model, not a curated record. Gene Ontology annotation, molecular function: galactoside 2-alpha-L-fucosyltransferase activity. The transcript is spliced from 3 exons. Bases 243 to 1331 code for a protein of 362 amino acids.